Pseudogymnoascus verrucosus is the source of this 647-nucleotide messenger RNA. RefSeq lists its product as uncharacterized. The record is from RefSeq and is a predicted model, not a curated record. The transcript is spliced from 2 exons. NCBI's taxonomy places the organism in Eukaryota, Fungi, Ascomycota, Leotiomycetes, Thelebolales, Thelebolaceae. The coding region runs from base 1 to 591 and encodes 196 amino acids.
AUGUUCCCGGCAUUUGUUACCUCUCCCGUCCCAUUAAAGAUGCUGGAUGAGUUACUCGUCGAGUCCAGGAAAGGUACAUGUGCCAUGCUCGGGGACGACGAAGGCAUACCUGGCGACUGCAUUUGCAUCCUCGAUACCAAGGACUUGAACUCAGUGGAGCACGGCUCCCGGACGCCAAUGCAACCGUUCGAGUCUCCUUUCAUCGGCUGGACAGAUGACGAAUGUCGGUCUUGGAUGAAUGAGCAUCGGCAUCCUUACUUCGCCGAGUACAACUUUAUAGUGCUUGACGAGGAUACGGUUAAGAAUAAGACAUGCCGUGUUGGAUACACAUACGUCAAUGAACCGAUGGGCGAUAAGAUGCUAACUACCGAUUUCUUUACUUGUAUGCACAAUAUGCCGGCUAUAGAUGUAGGCAUGUUACUAUGGUAUGAGAUCGAGCUUCUUGGGACUGAUGAAGUCGACGAUAGAGCAGAGUUCGAGGAGUCCCUGAGGGAAGCAUAUGAGACAUAUGUGAGGAUGGAAUCGGAGCGGAGUGAGAGGGAUCGUAGGAGAUUUCCUCACGCGCCCCCACAUACCCCCAAAGGCCUAUAGGCGUAUAUGAUACUACAAGAUGUUACAUGAGAUAUAUAUAUUAACAAGCGGAGGCC